AUGUCACUCGCACUACGAGAGUUGAAGGAUGGAUCUUGGCAGGGAGGGGCCUGGCAGGGUUUAGGGGCCUGGUAUAGAAACAAGACUGAGGAGCUGAACAAAGAGGUGGCCACUAAGAGUGAUCUAAUCGAGAGCAGCCACAGCGAGGUGGCUGAGCUCCGCAGGGUGUUCCAUGGCCUGGAGAUCGAACUGCAGUCCCAGCUCAGCAUGAAAGCAUCCUUGGAGAGCAGCCUAGAAGAGACCAAAGGCAGAUACUGUAUGCAGCUAUCCCAGAUGCAGGGUUUGAUCAGAGGUGUGGAGGAGCAGCUGGCUCAGCUGCGCUGUGAGAUGGAGCAGCAGAGCCAUGAGUACAACAUCUUGUUGGAUGUGAAGACAAGGCUGGAGCAGGAGAUUGCCACCUACCGCCGUCUGCUGGAUGGCGAGGAUGUCCACAGCUCUUCCUCACAGCACUCCUCUGGGCAGUCCUAUUCUUCUGGAGAAGUCUUCUCUUCCUCCUCCCACCAGCCUUGGUCCAUCCUCAGUGAGCAAGCCUGA
Molecule: messenger RNA, 534 nt
Organism: Mus pahari (shrew mouse)
Lineage: Eukaryota; Metazoa; Chordata; Mammalia; Rodentia; Muridae
Product: keratin, type I cytoskeletal 16-like
Exons: 6
Coding region: 1-534 (177 amino acids)
Cellular component (GO): keratin filament
Molecular function (GO): structural molecule activity
Source: RefSeq, a predicted model, not a curated record